UAGUAAAAACUAUCACAAAAGAACAAAUAAAUAUUACAUUCGAUUAUUGAAGUAAUUAAGUACAGUAUUACAAAUUACAAUUUAUUACACUCAACAAUAAUUCCAAAGUUCCUAAUGUGGUUUGUAACAGUGGGUAACGUAACUGGUUCCACUCCGCGGCACCUAAUAUUUAUACCUACCUACAUCUACAUAAUAUUAUUUUCUACUUACCCCUCCUCAAAAUCGACGAUCAGAGUACCUAAUAUGUCAAAGUUUUGUUUUCCGUUAUAAUUUUACUUGAUUGUUGGGUGUUUUCCUAGAGAACCCGACUCGUGACAUACUCACUUGCAAUGACUGGAUAUAGAAAGGAAAAACAGAAAAAGGUUCACUUGAAGAAAACCCGUGUACCAAAAAAAUCAAAAACAUCAAAUCCUUGUAACUGUUUGCCCUAUGUAAUUUCAUUUAUUCGAUUUAUCUAUGACUUUAUUGUGUCAUUAAUAUUUUACUAUGUUUACAAAAAUACACCAUCAAAAACAUUGCCCCCAGUAGAUGAUUUAUUGGUUCUCGACAGUUGUACAACUAUUGUCAAUAAAAUUAAAAAUAAAGAAGUUACAUGUCGCCAUGUUGUUGAAUGUUUUAUCAAACGAAUUGAAAAAGUGAACCCAAUAUUAAAUGCUGUGGUUGACACACGGUUUGACAAAGCAUUAGCUGAAGCAGAUGAAUAUGAUAAACUUAUUGAACUAGCUAACACCGAAGAAAAAAUUAAUUUAAUUUUUGAUGGCAAACCUUUAUUUGGAAUUCCAUUUACAUCUAAAGAAAGUACAGGAGCAAAAGGAAUGGCUUGGACUUUAGGCCUAGUAUCUAGAAUUGGCAUGAGAAGCAAAGAAGAUGCAGAAGUUGUUAAAUCAUUAAAGACUGCUGGUGCAAUACUCUUAGGCGUUACAAAUGUCCCAGAAAUAAACCUAUGGUGUGAGACUAGAAAUAAAGUUUAUGGGCAAACAAAUAACCCUUACAACACAAAUCAUUCAGCCGGUGGUUCUUCUGGUGGGGAAGCUAGUAUAGUAUCAGCUUGUGGUAGUCCUUUGGGUCUUGGAUCAGAUAUUGGAGGAUCUGCUCGUAUACCCGCAUUUAAUUGUGGUCUAUUUGGGCAUAAGUUGACUACAGGUUUUAUAAAUACAAAAGGUAUGACAUUUAGAAAAGGCACGGAAAAACAAACCAUGGUCAGUGCAGGACCUAUAACUAAAUAUGCUGAAGAUCUAACUCCAGCAAUUAAAGCUGUCCUCGGACCAGAAAAAUCUUUGGAAUUGAAAAUUGGCCAAGAAGUUGAUUUAUCUAGUUUGAAGUAUUACUAUGUUGAUAAGCCCAAUGAUGCACGAGUUAGUCCCAUUAGCGAUGAAUUACAAAUAAUUUUAGAUCACGUUAUAGAGGAUAUAACUUCUAUCACUGAACUACCUCCGCUCAAAGUCAAAUUUUCAGGUACUCGUUAUAGCUAUAGCUUGUGGAGACAUUCUAUGACAAAGGAAGAAUCAGAUUUUUGUGCAACAUUGGGAAACAAUCAAACUAGAGUUUCUGUAUGGUCAGAAAUCCUAAAAACAAUUGUAGGACGUUCAAAUCAUUCUUUAGCUGCAGUAUUAAAAUUAAUUGAUCUACAAUUACCAAAAGUAAAUGCAGUUUGGGCUGAUGCUGAGAUUGAAAAACUAUCAAAUGAAAUAUCGACACUGUUGGGUGAUGAUAGCGUGUUAUUUUUCCCUUCGUCUCCAACCACAGCAAAACGUCAUUGUGAGCCAUUCUUGCAUCCAUACAAUUUCGCUUAUUGGGCUAUUUUCAACGUACUGAAGCUACCAGUCACCCAAGUGCCACUCGGCUUAGGUCUAAAUGGUUUACCAUUAGGAAUACAGGUGGUUGCUGGAAUGAAUCAAGAUCGGUUGUGUGUAGCCGUUGCAAAACACUUGGAAUUAACAUUUGGUGGAUGGAAACCUCCUUUUACAACAAGUACCAUGAAAAAUUAAAAAUACAUUGGAGUAUUUUUGGUUAGAGGAAAUAUUUUCAUAUAAUGUUAUACUUACAAAUUAGUUACUUGCUAAUUUUUGGUUACCAAUAUUAUUGUGAUAUUUAUGUCGAAUAAUACUUCUUAAUGUUGUGAUAAUUUUAUACAACUAUGUUUAUCGUUAUAUUAUAUUUAUUUUACAUAGUAUACAUUGUAUACAUUCCAAACAAUAAAUGGUGGACUCUUUCUUGUAUUAAUAAUAUUAAUAAUUUUAAUUGUUUUUACUUGUAUAAUAUAUUGAACAGUAAAACCUCGAUUUACAGAUACCAUCAUAAUGAAAACUCACAGUGGAUAGUUUUUAAUUUCUUUACAGUAAAAAAUAUGUUUAUUUUAAUCUGUUAUUAAUGGUUGCUUUUGUGUGGCAAACAUAGUCUCAAAUAUUUUUCUUUAUUUCUAUAGAGGUGUUACUGUUAAUAUAUAUUUUUUUGAACACGGGCCAAGGCUAUUACUAAAAUACUGAAUACCUUAUUAUAUUAUUUUAUAAAACCAUACAAUGUUAUCUUAAUCUGAAUGCUUUUCAAUUUUUCUGCUAAUUUCAAACCUAUAAUACUAUUUGUAUUGGCAUCAGAUAUACUUAUAUAAUUAAUAUAAUAUAUUAAAUUACUUUUUACAUGGUAUUUAAAGACUGUUAACAAACUUAAUAUAAUAUGUAAUGCAAUGAUAUAGUAUAUUAUUAUUAUUUGGUAUUAAAAGGAAUAUUAUAUGAUAUUUGAAA
This is a messenger RNA of Acyrthosiphon pisum (pea aphid), 2741 nucleotides long. RefSeq names its product fatty-acid amide hydrolase 2-A. The transcript is spliced from 9 exons. The record is from RefSeq and is a predicted model, not a curated record. The coding region runs from base 330 to 1988 and encodes 552 amino acids. NCBI's taxonomy places the organism in Eukaryota, Metazoa, Arthropoda, Insecta, Hemiptera, Aphididae. Gene Ontology annotation, cellular component: endomembrane system.